This is a messenger RNA of Arctia plantaginis, 582 nucleotides long. The record is from the annotation of a GenBank genome assembly. NCBI's taxonomy places the organism in Eukaryota, Metazoa, Arthropoda, Insecta, Lepidoptera, Erebidae.
AUGCAAAUCAGAAGUGUUGUGUACUUGGCAACCUUAGUGCCUCAACAAUCGGAAAUAAACGACCAACUUGAAAUAACAGAUAUAGUGACUACCUCUCCAAAUGAAAACAAGAAUGCUAUUAAUAAUAGCGUAAUAAUAAUAGCAAAAGCUGAACCAAAUGAAAACAAAAUAUACCAACCAACCACCCAAAACACUGAAGGAAGCUUUUCUGUCAAGGCGUACAAAUUUUUUGCUGAACCAAUAAUCACCGUUAUAAGAACACCAAAAGUGAAUUUAGUACUAAGAAACAUUGGAACAUGUAUUGUCAACGGAGCUAUGGAACUAUUUUCCUAUUACUUGCCUCCGACGUUUAUGCCUUUAGUAGCAUCUGCGGCAGGAUUCAUGAUACCAUUUGAACCAGUAGUAAUGCUGAAGGAAAGGAUGCCCGUGAAUACAUAUAGAAGAGCUUUUAAGACAGCUAUGAAGACUUUUCUUGAUUCCUUCAGUCAAUUUAAAUAUGAUGACGAAAUAGAUCCAUAUAUGACAAGAAGAUUUAAUAGGCGGUUUAUGGAUGACGAUACUAAGAAGCCACGGAGAGAAUAA